Messenger RNA from Prunus persica (peach), 1287 nucleotides. RefSeq names its product axial regulator YABBY 4. The coding region runs from base 380 to 1045 and encodes 221 amino acids. NCBI's taxonomy places the organism in Eukaryota, Viridiplantae, Streptophyta, Magnoliopsida, Rosales, Rosaceae. The record is from RefSeq and is a predicted model, not a curated record. Gene Ontology annotation, cellular component: nucleus. Gene Ontology annotation, biological process: cell fate commitment; polarity specification of adaxial/abaxial axis; plant ovule development. The transcript has 7 exons.
UCCUUUCCUAGUCAUUUUACAUCAACAAUUGUUACCAGUUCUGCAUUUAGGGUCAGGGGUGUGACUGUAAUUUUGCCAAGGAGUGAUUAAAUAACCCCAGACUUGAAACAUUCUGAAAUGCUUCAACAUUUAUUUACUCAUGUGAAACCUAGCAUACGUCUUUUUCCUUUAAACAACAAGGAUAAAAUCAUUAAAGUACUCUACUUGACCGUAACUAAAUAAUCAUCAAAGAGAGUUAGUGAUUAUUAAUUCUUAAUGAUUUGUGUCCUUCAACUUCUAUAAAUCCUCUCCCUUCUAUAACUAAACACUUCCCUCUGCUCUGCUCUGCUCUCUCUCUCUCUCUGAAACACAUACAAACACAAGCUCAAACGUAACAAACAUGUCUGCACUGAACCAUCUCUUCGAUCUCCCCGAUCAGAUUUGCUAUGUCCAAUGUGGUUUCUGCGCCACCAUAUUACUGGUAAGUGUCCCAUGCAGCAGCUUGUCAAUGUUGGCCGUCACGGUCAGAUGUGGUCACUGCAGUUGCCUCCUAUCUGUCAACAUGAUGAAGGCCUCCUUUGUUCCCCUCCAUCUGUUAGCUUCCCUUACCCAAGAUGAGCAAAGAGAAGAACUCUGCUUAGAAGAAGUGGACAAACAGAACAACAACCCCCUGGACAUGCGCAGCCCAUCCAUGGUGAUUUCCAAUUCUGACAAUGAAGAGGAGGACACAAUCUCUAUGAAUCCCAUUGUUAACAAGCCACCAGAGAAGAGACAACGUGCUCCGUCGGCCUACAACCAUUUUAUCAAAGAAGAGAUCAGGAGGCUUAAAGCUGAGAAUCCAAGCAUGACUCACAAGGAAGCUUUCAGCACAGCUGCAAAAAAUUGGGCCCAGUUCCCUCCAAUUCAGUACAAAGGAGAUGGUCCUGAUGGAGAGAGCUGCACUAGCCAGAGAGAGGAAAAUGUGACUUGGGAUUCUGAUGUUCCUGAGGCCCAUGAAGAUGGCAAAGUUUACCGUGAGAGAAAGGCCCCAAGGCAUUCCAUAUGGGCAAGGACACCCUUCGAGUGAAUGAGGCUUGACCUAAACUUCUAUAACAAGAAAGCUGUUUCUCUCUCAGGCCCACGAUUUGGGUUCAAGUCACUUGCUAUUUUAGGGUUAGAUUCUCUAGGGAAUGUGGUUUUCGUUUGAAAUUGAACAAGUCUUCACUGACAGAAAGAAGUAGUCUAGCUUUCAAAUGAGCUUACUGAUUGUGAUGGAAUAUUGAUCCAUUUAGUUCAAAGCAGACAUAAUUUUCUAGUUCUACUCUGUUU